Fraxinus pennsylvanica is the source of this 843-nucleotide messenger RNA. The record is from the annotation of a GenBank genome assembly. Lineage: Eukaryota; Viridiplantae; Streptophyta; Magnoliopsida; Lamiales; Oleaceae.
AUGUUAAAUGGUGGGUUUGAAGUUGAUGUAAUGCAGCCCAACGGGCAAAUGAUCGAAAACCGGUGUGCGAAUUUGGAGAGAAGUGAGCUCUCUCAAUGGGUAGAGCAUGUCACUAAGCAGCUUAUUGAAGACUUGCCCGAGGAUGAAACUGAUGAAGUGGUUUGUGAUCAUGGUGGUGCCUCGACUCUGUUGAGGGAAUUGGGGUCGAAAAGUAUUGGAAGAAAAAACUCCGGCGUAUAUGAUGAUGAACUUGGAGGUGAAAGUGCUUUGAUCAGAAGUGAGACUAAAACAGAUGAGCAAGGCUUAAACUUGCUUACUCUUUUACUAGAGUGUGCAGUUGCUAUAUCGGUUGAUAAUCUCGGUGAAGCUCAACGAAUGGUGCUGGAGCUGACUCAAACGGCGUCUCCGUACUCCCCUUCUUGUGCAGAAAGAGUCGUGGCUUAUUUUGCCAAAGCCAUGGCUAGCAGGGUUAUCAACUCAUGGAUAGGGGUGUGCUCCCCUUUGAUCGACUACAAAAGCGUGCAUAAGUCGUUCCAGAUCUUCAACAACGUCUCGCCAUUCAUUAAAUUCGCGCACUUCACCUCCAACCAAGCAAUCUUGGAGGCAUUCCAUCGACAGGAUAAAGUCCAUAUAAUUGAUCUCGACAUCAUGCAAGGUUUGCAAUGGCCGGCUCUAUUUCACAUACUAGCAACUCGCAUUGAGGGUCCGCCUCAAGUUAGGAUGACAGGAAUGGGGAGUUCAAUGGAGCUCUUAGUGGAGACUGGAAAGCAAUUGUCUAAUUUCGCCAAGCGCCUUGGGAUGUACUUUGAGUUCCAUCCCGUGGCCAAAAAGUUUGCCUUGUAG